Molecule: messenger RNA, 3256 nt
Organism: Fukomys damarensis (Damara mole-rat)
Lineage: Eukaryota; Metazoa; Chordata; Mammalia; Rodentia; Bathyergidae
Gene: Dlg4
Product: discs large MAGUK scaffold protein 4
Exons: 19
Coding region: 642-2594 (650 amino acids)
Biological process (GO): chemical synaptic transmission; AMPA glutamate receptor clustering; postsynaptic neurotransmitter receptor diffusion trapping
Cellular component (GO): neuromuscular junction; neuron projection; postsynaptic density membrane
Molecular function (GO): kinase binding
Source: RefSeq, a predicted model, not a curated record
CCUCGCCCUAGGUCUCCUCAAAUAAAUAUUUGAUAAAGAAAUAGGUUGGGGACCCCGGAAGGAUGUUCUUGGCCGCCACCCCAAUUGCCAUGGAGACGUGGCAUCUGUUGCCUUGGCAACUGGGGAAGCCCCUUGGACCGGCCUAAAGCCGGCCCCGCCUGGGAGUCCGCGAUACCGGGCUGCGUCAAGACGACUGACGUCACAGACCUGGGCACGCCUCACUUUAACCCUUUCCUAAAUGAGCUGGGGGUGGGGGAAGAGUAGAUGAGGAGGCUAAGACCCGGAUGUCUUUCACCACUACCCACUCUUGACAUUCUGUACAUUUAGUAGGGUGAGGGGCGCUGAGAAGUAGAAGACAGCUUAUUCAGGAUGCGCUGUGCCCAAGAGCCUCUUCGGCCUGGCCUCCUAUGGGCCGGGUUCUGGGGGAGUGGGGCAUAGGGCCGGAGGGGCGGGGCUAGCAGAGCCGUUCGGCUCUCGGGAGUCCUGCUGAUCCUAGGCCACCCACACCCCCGCCGCCUGUUGUCUUGACGACAGGGCCUGCAGGAGGUGGGUCUCCCAGGUCUUGGCUGGUCAUGGAUACCGUUGCUAGGCCAAUUCUCCUCCUGUGAUUGUCAACACAGACACCCUAGAAGCUCCAGGAUAUGAGUUACAGCAUCGCAGGUGGAACUGACAACCCGCACAUUGGUGACGACCCAUCUAUUUUCAUCACCAAGAUCAUUCCUGGUGGGGCUGCAGCCCAGGAUGGCCGCCUCAGGGUCAACGAUAGCAUCCUUUUUGUAAAUGAAGUGGAUGUGCGGGAGGUGACCCAUUCAGCUGCAGUGGAGGCCCUCAAAGAGGCAGGCUCCAUCGUGCGCCUCUAUGUCAUGCGCCGAAAGCCCCCAGCUGAGAAGGUCAUGGAGAUCAAGCUCAUCAAGGGGCCUAAAGGUCUUGGCUUCAGCAUCGCAGGGGGUGUAGGAAACCAGCAUAUCCCAGGAGAUAAUAGCAUCUAUGUAACGAAGAUCAUUGAAGGGGGUGCCGCCCACAAGGAUGGGAGGUUGCAGAUUGGAGACAAGAUCCUAGCGGUCAACAGCGUGGGGCUGGAGGACGUCAUGCAUGAGGAUGCUGUGGCAGCCUUGAAGAACACGUAUGAUGUUGUCUACCUAAAGGUGGCCAAGCCCAGCAAUGCCUACCUGAGUGACAGCUAUGCUCCCCCUGACAUCACAACCUCAUAUUCCCAGCACCUGGACAACGAGAUCAGUCACAGCAGCUACCUUGGCACUGAUUACCCCACAGCCAUGACCCCCACUUCCCCUCGGCGAUACUCCCCAGUGGCCAAGGAUCUGCUGGGGGAGGAAGACAUUCCCCGAGAACCGAGGCGAAUUGUGAUCCACCGGGGCUCCACGGGCCUAGGCUUCAACAUUGUGGGUGGCGAGGAUGGUGAAGGCAUCUUCAUCUCCUUCAUUCUGGCUGGGGGCCCUGCGGACCUCAGUGGGGAGCUGCGGAAAGGGGACCAGAUCUUGUCGGUCAAUGGUGUUGACCUCCGUAAUGCCAGCCAUGAGCAGGCUGCCAUUGCCCUGAAGAAUGCGGGUCAGACGGUCACCAUCAUCGCUCAGUAUAAACCAGAAGAGUACAGCCGAUUCGAGGCGAAGAUCCAUGAUCUUCGGGAACAGCUUAUGAAUAGCAGCCUGGGCUCAGGGACUGCCUCCCUGCGGAGCAACCCCAAAAGGGGUUUCUACAUCAGGGCCCUGUUUGAUUACGACAAGACGAAGGACUGCGGCUUCCUGAGUCAGGCCCUGAGCUUCCGCUUUGGGGACGUGCUGCAUGUAAUUGAUGCUAGUGACGAGGAGUGGUGGCAGGCACGGCGGGUCCACUCUGACAGUGAGACGGAUGACAUUGGCUUCAUCCCCAGCAAACGGCGGGUUGAGCGGCGGGAAUGGUCAAGGUUAAAGGCCAAGGACUGGGGCUCCAGCUCUGGAUCACAGGGUCGAGAAGACUCGGUUCUGAGCUAUGAGACAGUGACACAGAUGGAAGUGCACUAUGCUCGCCCCAUCAUCAUCCUUGGGCCCACCAAGGACCGCGCCAAUGACGAUCUUCUCUCUGAGUUCCCUGACAAGUUUGGAUCCUGUGUUCCCCAUACGACACGGCCCAAGCGGGAAUAUGAGAUAGAUGGUCGGGAUUACCACUUUGUGUCCUCCCGGGAGAAAAUGGAGAAGGACAUUCAGGCGCACAAGUUCAUCGAGGCUGGCCAGUACAACAGCCAUCUCUACGGGACCAGUGUCCAGUCCGUGCGAGAGGUGGCAGAGCAGGGGAAGCACUGCAUCCUCGAUGUCUCAGCCAAUGCCGUGCGGCGGCUGCAGGCGGCCCACCUGCACCCUAUCGCCAUCUUCAUCCGUCCCCGAUCCCUGGAGAAUGUGCUAGAGAUUAAUAAGCGGAUCACAGAGGAGCAAGCCCGCAAAGCCUUUGACAGAGCCACUAAGCUGGAGCAGGAGUUCACGGAGUGCUUCUCAGCCAUCGUGGAGGGCGACAGCUUUGAAGAGAUCUACCACAAGGUGAAGCGUGUCAUCGAGGACCUCUCAGGCCCCUACAUCUGGGUCCCAGCCCGAGAGAGACUCUGACUCCCACCCUGAUGUGGCCUGGACUCGCCCUGCCUCUGUCACCCGGGCCCUCGGUCUGGACUGAAUCGCCCAAGUCCUUCGAGCCCCAGCCUCCCUCCCACCCCUUCUUAUUUAUUUCCUUUCUAACUGGAUCUAGCCCAUUGGAGGGGGGACACUCCUCUGCAUGUAUCCCCGUACCCCAGAACUGGGCUUCUGAGCCCCAGGAACCUGGGGUCGGGGUGGGGGGAGCCAGGCUCCUGGUUCCAAGCCCUCGCUCCUUAGAACCCUGCCCCUGCUGCCCCCAAUGCACACACAGACCCACUGGGGGCCACCCGCCCUCCCCAUCUUUUCCCACACACAUUCCAGAAGUCAGGGCCCCUCUCAAGGAGCACCCGCUGUAGGGAUGCAGGGCCACAGGCCUCCGUGCUCUCCUGAGGCAGGGUCUGGGGUCGCCCCUGCCCCCAUCAUAAUUCCCCACAUCCCUUGAUUUCUCAUUUUUUUUUUCCAUUUUUUUUCUUAAAGGUGGUUUUUGGGGGGAGAAGUAGGGGGACUCCACUGUGGGUCCCUUGCCUUCCAAAUGCCCCCCACCUUUUUUCUUCGCCGGUUUGCAUGAGUGGAAGGUCUAACUGUGGCUUUUAUUUUUUUCCUGGGAAUUUUUUUGGGGGGAAAGGGGAGGGAUGGGU